This is a messenger RNA of Athalia rosae (coleseed sawfly), 6215 nucleotides long. RefSeq names its product microtubule-associated serine/threonine-protein kinase 3 (gene dop). The transcript has 17 exons. Gene Ontology annotation, molecular function: protein binding; ATP binding; protein serine/threonine kinase activity. NCBI's taxonomy places the organism in Eukaryota, Metazoa, Arthropoda, Insecta, Hymenoptera, Athaliidae. Bases 199 to 5433 code for a protein of 1744 amino acids. The record is from RefSeq and is a predicted model, not a curated record. Gene Ontology annotation, biological process: intracellular signal transduction; peptidyl-serine phosphorylation.
UCAAGCCAGCGACGAUUCCUCCUAACAAUCAUAUUGUUCUUUUUUCUUGCUUCUCUGUCUCUCUCUUACUCGCCCUCUCUCUAAUCAAUCUUCUAUUCGAAUUUUAAAUGUGACAUUAUUUUUCCCGCAUUAUUCAAAUUGCAACUAUAAUCGCGUCGACUUAAUCCCGUCGACAAGGGCGACGGAGAAGAUUGAGAGAUGGAUCAGGCAAAAAAUAGACCAAGUAGGGCUCGUUUUCGUUCAGCAAGUAACUCGGCUCGAAUAUUAGUCUUCGAUCAAGCCGAAACAGCAGAAUCUCAGAACGUAAAAAGUGGUAUGGAAGGGCCAGGGAAUCGAACACUGACCAAAAUGGAAGGGAAAGAUUCUCAUGCUCUACCUGCUGCAGGGGAAAUAUCGAAUUUGGUACGAUUGCGAAACUCUGCGAUAGGAAAAUCAGCACCAUCACUGUCUGUUCACAUGCGUGACUUCAAUAUUCCUCGAAGGGCAGCAAAAGCAGCUCAUCGAAAGUCGUUCAUUGCUACAACUUCACCGACUCUACCGCGUUGCCAGUCGCCGAUCUGUGGCAGUCCCCUAGAGAGUCCUAGGAUGUCAUCCAGUCCACAUUUUCCUUUUGCACCAAUUAAAAGAAUCAGCGCUAGUAACACCGCGGUCGCCGAUGGCAGACGAUGGUCCGUUGCUAGCUUACCGUCGAGCGGUUACGGAACAACUCCAGGCUCUAGUAACGUCUCCUCUCAGUGCUCGAGCCAAGAGCGCCUCCAUCAGCUACCAAAUAUACCGACAAAAGAUGAACUUCGAAUGUUAUCUUGUCACUUUUCUAAACCGGGUACACCGUGCGGCUCUCAUCCAGGAUUUCCCGGAUCCAGUAUACCUGGAUGCAUAUCCCUGAGCUUGGACGACGAGGGUCGUAGGUCACCUUUGCAUCGUCCAAGGUCGAGGAGUUUGAGUAGCCCCAGUCGAUCGCCGGUAUUGGACAGCGAGAUAGUGAUGAUGAAUACCCUGUACAAGGAGCGCUUUCCAAAAGCCACGCAACAGAUGGAGGAACGUUUGACGAACUUUAUCAACGAGAACCGAGACGUAGACGAAUACGAAAUGGUUACGCACAUGAAUCAAGAUUAUUUACCGAUCCUCAGAUUCGUACAUCAUCAGGUUAUAGAAAUGGCUCGCGACUGCCUCCAAAAAUCUCAAGAGAAAUUGAUCACCUCUAGGUAUUUUUACGAAAUGAGCGAAAACUUGGAAAUAUUACUGAUGGAGACUAAGGAGAAAUCACUGGAAGCUGCCGCCAGACUGACGGGACUGAUUAAAAAAUUAUUGCUAGUAAUCUCACGACCGGCAAGACUUCUGGAAUGCCUCGAAUUCGACCCGGAGGAAUUUUAUCAUCUUCUCGAGCAAGCGGAGGGUCAGGCCAAAAUAAACAUCGGAAUCAAGGCCGACAUACCUCAGUACAUCAUCAACAAAUUGUCGCUCAACCGCGAUCCGAUAUCAGAAUUGCAAGAGGAUUUGAACAAACUCGAGGACUCCGCGUCGUCCAGCGAGAACAAUUUGCUGUUGGCAUCGUCGAGUCCCGGUAAGGACGACGAGACGCGAAGUCAGCGAAUACCUUGCGAAAGCGAUUACGAAGUGCUGAAAUUGAUAAGCAACGGUGCUUACGGAGCCGUUUAUCUGGUCAAGGAGAAAGUGACGCGUCAACGUUACGCGAUGAAAAAGAUAAACAAGAACAACUUGAUUCUGAGAAAUCAAAUGGAUCAGGUAUUCGCCGAACGGGACAUCAUGAGCUUCACCGACAACCCCUUCGUCGUAUCCAUGUACUGUAGUUUCGAAACAAAAAAACACUUGUGCCUCGUAAUGGAGUACGUCGAAGGUGGUGACUGCGCCAAUCUCCUGAAAAACAUCGGACCGCUGCCCCCUGACAUGGCGAGAUUCUAUUUCGCCGAAACGGUACUCGCCGUGGAGUACCUCCACAGUUACGGGAUCGUCCACCGGGACCUGAAGCCUGACAACCUCCUCAUCACGGCGCUGGGUCACAUAAAGCUCACGGACUUCGGCCUCAGCAAAAUGGGCCUGAUGUCCCUCGCCACCAACCUGUACGAGGGUUACGUCGACCGGGACACCCGUCAAUUUUCGGACAAACAGGUGUUCGGCACCCCCGAGUACAUAGCGCCGGAGGUCAUACUGCGACAGGGUUACGGAAAACCGGUCGACUGGUGGUCCAUGGGCAUAAUACUCUACGAAUUUCUCAUCGGUUGCGUGCCGUUCUUCGGCGACACACCCGAGGAACUGUUCGCCCACACCGUCAACGACGACAUCGAAUGGCCGGACAACGACGACUGGCCCGUACAGUCCGAGGCCAAGGACAUCAUCACCGUACUCCUCCAGCAGAGCCCCAGGGACCGCCUCGGCACCGCCGGCUCCCACGAGGUCAAGGAACACCCCUACUUCUACGGCGUCGACUGGAACAGCCUGCUCAGACACAAGGCCGAAUUCGUUCCACAGCUUACCAACGACGAGGACACCAGCUACUUCGACUCUCGGAUGGACCGUUACAACCACGACCUGGGCGACGACACCGACGACACCGACGACUCCCCGCUGUUCGGCUCGUUCUCCUCGUACUCGCCGCAGUCGCGUAAGAUAUCGCAGACCCGUCUGCCCCUGUUCAACACCUCGGAGCCCGAGUUGGACUUUUCGAGGAAACAGCUGUUCCGCGGGGAGUCGGACGCCUCGGACGCCCAACUGUCCCCCGGUUUCGUCGGGGCACCUCCCCCCGUCCCCCCGAAGUCGUCGGCCCCCAAAAACUUGGCGACCGAGAAGAGCUCCUCGCUAACAUCCAAGAACGGCUCGUUCUCCGACUCGAACGAGAAGUGCGACAAGGCGUCGAGCGGCUCCGCCGCGGCGGCCCCGGGGCCCCAGGGGGCGGCGCAGCCGGGCCCGGCGAAGAACGGCAGCGGAGACGGGGCGUCGGUGGUUCUGAGUACUCCGGACUCCUCGCAAACGGAGUCCGACGACGUCAGUCCCCAGAUACAGAGGAAACGUCAUUCGCACACGCGCGACAAGCUGCCCAGGUUCAGUAUAUCCAUUGACGACGAACACAUACUGGACCUGGCCGCGGCAAACAGGGACGCCGCCGAGGACAAACACAACUCGAGCACCGACUCAUUCGAGUCAUUCGUGAUGCCGCUGCUGCCCUCGACGAAGCACAGGUCCAGAUCCGUCAUAAAGUCGGCGUCGACCAGCGGACUGUCUCUGGUCAUACCGGCCAACGAUUUGCCGCUGACCCAACCGAUCGAGUCACCCGGAGGUUCGUCGACGGCCUCGUCGCGCGACACGUCACCAUGCCGGGAACUCAGCCCGUUGGUCACCAGCCUCAAACCCCCGAUAAUAAUAAGGCGGGGACCAUGCGGUUUCGGAUUCACGGUUCACACCAUCCGAGUCUAUUACGGCGACAGCGAUUUCUACACCAUGCAUCAUCUGGUCAUGGCGGUGGAUCAGUCGAGUCCGGCGUUCGAGGCGGGUCUGAGACCGGGCGACCUGAUAACCCACAUCAACGGCGAAGCCGUUCAGGGUCUCUACCACACGCAGGUACUCCAGCUGAUGCUGAGCGGCGGUGAUCACGUAACGUUGCGCAGCACGCCGCUGGAAAAUACGAGCAUCAAAACCGGGGGUAGAAAGCGCGAGUUGGCGCAGAGCAAAAUGGCGAGAAAAUCGCUUCACAGACAGAGGAAGCAGAAGCGGGACCAUUCGGACAAGAAGCGAAAGACUUCGUUGUUCCGAAAGAUCAGCUCCAAACGUGCUAGCGUUGAGAUGCAACAGGUAUUCGAUAUCGGCGUCCGAAAGGACGACCUUGUCCGUAGCAUUGUUAAAAAAAAUUAUCACCGUUAUCGUCAACGAUUCGCAAUUAUUCUUUUAUACCUCGUUGUUUCGUUACAGCCGUUAAGUAUCAGUUGUCCUUUGUCGGCACCAAUCCUUUCCAGCGACAGCAAACCUCCGCUUAUGAUGGCCGCCGGGAUCUGCUCACCUUCCAUGGUGACGCCGAGCCGUUCCUUCCAGUCGUUCACCCGGUCGCUUCCGCCGCCCCAGGAGUCGUCGCCGUUCUUCGGCGCCUGCGCUAAGACCGUCUGCUCGCCGUCGCCGCCGACCAACAGGUCUACCUCGGAUUCCUACCACUCGGCCAGCACCUCGAGUCCUUGCUCGAGCGCGAGUUCCUCGUCGUCGGGGACAUCGGGCGUGGCCGUCGCCGGCAUGACGGGCGUCGCCAACCAGUCGCAUUACCAGAGACCGAGCACCCUCCACGGGCUGAAGCACAAGCUGCACACCGCCGCGAAGAACAUCCACUCGCCGAACAGGAGGAAAUCGGUGGGUCACAUCCCGCUGUCGCCGCUCGCGAGGACGCCGAGUCCUUCGCCGAUCCCGGCGAGUCCCACUAGGAGUCCGAGUCCCCUGGCUUUUCCCACGGGACAUCAGCCCGGCAGUUCGAACACCACGCAGUCGUACAGUCCCGGUGUGUCGCUGUCGACGCCCAGCGGUCAGAAGAAGGGUUUCGGUCGUCCGAAGAGCGCGGAACCGGGUUCGCCGUUGCUCAGGAGAGCGCUGAGUCCCGAUCGUCUUCAUCCUCGUUCGGCCGAGAGCAAGACGUCCAUAUCGCCGUUGGCCAAUACGGUUCUCAAGGUCAUUCCGCGGGUUACCAUAGCGCAGACGGUGGUCACGGAGACGGUGAACGAGACCGCUAAUCAUCUCAAGGAGGCUCUGGACUUCAAGAGCGAGAAGAAGGGGCCCGGCGAUCAAAAAUCGGCGGGGGAAUACCCGAAACUCACGCACGGCAUAUCGAUAAACAUCGCCAACGUGGGUAUGCAGAACGCGAAUCAGUUGCCGAGGAUCGCCGAGGAGAAGGACUCGCCCACCGGCAGUAAGAGCGACGAUUACUCGUCGAAGAAUCCGACGAGGUCGGAACAGGUGACGGAGACUUCCGACAAGAUCGGCGAACCGGUGACUCAGGAUCCUCGUGGUAAAGAUUUCAAGGACUCGUCCUUCGUGAUAACGAGAAAGGGAGUUUUGAACGCGGUCGAGAGACUUCAGUCCGCCUCCGAGGCGGCCUCCGAUCGUCCCGAGGCGAGUUCUUACCGAAAUCGAAAAACGGACGCGGUACUUCUGCCUCAGAGGAAGUUCAGCGUCGUGGAGUCGAAGCUUUGUAACAAAAAUUGGUUCGAAUCCAUCGGCGAGAAGGAAGCCGCCAAACCCACCGAGUUACCCGUCAAACAGAUGUCCACUCUGAUGCAACGAAAGGCCAGCGUUUUCGACAUAAAAAUCGCCGACAAAAAUUGGCCGGAAACUAACCCGGAGGGCAAAAAGGUACUGAAAAGGUACAAAGUCGAUUCCGAUAAUACACCGUCCACCAGUCAAGAGAAAAACUCUACCGGCGAUAAUAAAAAAAAUAACUAACAUUUCUUUCCUCAAAUAAUUUUACCACCGAUUUUCUCAAAGAAGCGAGAAAUAAAAAAAAUGUAUGAAUGAUGUUUAAUUAGGAUUGUAUGACGUUGCGUUAGGUAGUAAAAAUUUCCGUCGUUUCUUUUUUUUUUUUUUUUUUUUGUUUUUUAAUUUAUUUAAUUGCUACUGUUAUUUUUUUUUCUUUUUUUUUUUCGCUAAUAUUCUAAAGGGAACUAAUCUUAGAUUACGGUGUGGGAUAUUUUCGUUAGAAAAGUUGUUGUUUUUUUUUUCUUUUUUCCAUUGCUUUCAAGAUAACACAAAAUAUUCCACGCUAAAAUUUUGAUCCUCGUGUCGUUGAUAGAAAAAAAAAAAAAAGAAAAAAACAGAAAAAAAAGAAAAAAAAUCUUAGAACAAGUUUUCCGAUGAUAUGAAAAAUUAAAAAUCGCAAAUAGAGAUUUUUAAUCCGCGUUUAGCUAGAUUUUGGCUUCAGAAAAGAAAAGAAAAGAAAAGGAAAAAAAAAAUUGGAUAAAAAAGAUGAUUCUCCUUCCACGAUUUUAGAAAAUUGUAAGGUAUCGAUGAUCGGUGUACUCUGUUCUGUCGAUGUAUUCUGUACAGAAUUGUUAUCUCGAUAUAGAAAUAUCGUAUUCGAAGUUAAGGAAAACGGGGAGUAAAGAAAAAAAAAAACAAAAAAAAAUAAAAAAUAAAUAAAUAAAUAAUCGACGAAAAGAGGAAAAGAUAGAAAAAGAGACUGCGCUUUCGACUUUUGGUACAUUAAAUUUGGAUAAGUAAAAAAAAAC